Molecule: messenger RNA, 8018 nt
Organism: Anolis sagrei ordinatus
Lineage: Eukaryota; Metazoa; Chordata; Lepidosauria; Squamata; Anolidae
Gene: WWC2
Product: WW and C2 domain containing 2
Biological process (GO): negative regulation of organ growth; regulation of DNA-templated transcription; regulation of hippo signaling
Cellular component (GO): cytoplasm
Molecular function (GO): molecular adaptor activity; kinase binding
Source: RefSeq, a predicted model, not a curated record
CGCCGCGCGCCGCUCGGGGCUGAGCCGGGUUCCUCCAGCGCCUUGGCCCGUUCCCUCCUCCCCUGCCUGCUUCCCUGCCUGCCUCCCGCCUGGGCCUGGCACCGGGAGCUCGCCUUUGCCGGGACCCCCAAAGGGAAAAGGAGGCGGACCAAGGCGGAGAAGGGGAGGGGGGUCCCGAUCUCAGCCAUGGCGGGCUGAAAGGCGCAAAGGGGAGAGUUUUCUGCCCGGCCGCAGGCGAGGAAAAGAGUCCUUGCAGUAGCAACAGCAGUAGCAGCAACAGCAGCGCCUUCUUUCUUCUUGGCUUUCCCGCCCCGAUGGAGCCAGGGCUGCCCCCCGGCCAUGCCUAGGGACGCCGGGGACGGGCAGCUGCCCUUGCCCGACGGCUGGGAGGAGGCCCGCGACUACGACGGAAAGGUCUUCUUCAUCGACCACAACACCAAGCAGACCAGCUGGAUCGACCCCCGGGACAGGUUAACAAAGCCAUUAUCCUUUGCAGACUGUGUUGGAGAUGAGCUACCAUGGGGAUGGGAAGAUGCAUAUGAUCCUCAGAUUGGUGUCUACUAUAUCGACCACAUAAACCAGACCACACAAAUAGAAGAUCCAAGAAAACAAUGGAGGCAAGAACAAGAAAAGAUGCUAAAAGAUUACCUUACAGUAGCACAGGAUGCACUGAACACUCAAAAGGAAUUGUACCAUGUGAAAGAACAGAGACUGGCACUUGCAUUGGAUGAAUAUGUACGCUUGAAUGAUGCCUACAAGGAGAAGUCAAGCUCUCGCACAAGCUUGUUCUCAAGCUCUUCUUCCAGCACUAAGUAUGACCCUGAUAUCCUGAAAGCAGAAAUUUCUACUACAAGAUUAAGGGUUAAAAAACUGAAGAGGGAGCUCUCACAGAUGAAGCAAGAAUUACUAUAUAAGGAGCAAGGCUAUGAAACAUUGCAACAAAUUGACCAAAAAAUGUCUGGAGGCCAGAGUGGGUAUGAACUAAGUGAAGCCAAAGCCAUUGUGAAUGAAUUGAAAUCUAUCAGAAAGGCUAUAAGCUCUGGUGAAAAAGAGAAGCAAGAUUUAAUGCAGAGUCUUGUGAAGUUGCGGGAGAGGUUCCUCUUAGACCAAACUAUUUACAGGUCGUCAGAACUAGAUACGAGGUGCAGCCAAGUGCACUCUCAUCUUUCUCUCUCUCGACAAACUUUGGAUGCAGGGUCUCAGACGGACAUUUCUGGUGAGGUUGGUGUCAGGAACAUGUCCAAUUUAGCUGAAAAGGUCAAACUGAGUCUUCAGUAUGAAGAUGCCAAAAGAAGGAUGGCAAACUUGAAGAUUGAGCUGUCUAAGUUAGAUAGUGAAGCUUGGCCUGGAGCACUGGAUAUUGAGAAGGAAAAGUUGAUGCUGAUUAAUGAAAAAGAAGAGUUGCUGAAAGAGCUUCAAUUCGUCACCCCUUGCAAACGUUCUCAAGAUGAAUUGAAGCAUCUGGAAAUGGAAAGGAAGAGACUGGAAGAGGAACUAUCUGUGAAAAGCACACCAAGUGAUGAACUUACAGAAAGGUUAAAGCUGGAAGAAAGAAGAAGCAAAUUAGUUCAAAAACUUCAAGAAACUAGUAAAGAAACAACCAAUUUGCAUUUGCAGCUGAAAAGUCUCUCUGCCAGUACAUUAUCUGUCUCUUCGGGGAGCAGCCUGGGAUCCCUGGCAUCCAGUCAGGGAUCCCUAAACACCUCCAGCCGGGGAUCACUUAACUCCCUUAGCUCUACAGAUCUGUAUUAUAACCAAGGGGAUCAGCCUACAGACUUAGACUAUCAAUAUAAGCUGGACUUCUUAUUACAAGAGAAAUGUGGUUACAUUCCUUCGGGCCCCAUCACCACAAUUCAUGAAAACGAAGUCGUCGGUUCGCAUGGGAGAAUGGAAUACAGUGGUUCUUCUGGCUCUUUGGCUGCAAGCCACGCUCCCAAAUUAACUGAACCUCCAAAAUCGGUGACAUCCCUGUCUUCAAGAUCUUCCCUUUCCUCCUUGUCUCCUCCUGGAUCACCUUUGGCUUUGGAAGGCACGUUCUCGGUGCCUCCUCAAGAUUCCCCAUUGCAUCAUCUCACCACAGACUUCGAGGACUGUGAUUUACCCGGUGACUUUGCCGGCAUUAGCCUCUGUGGCAACCAAAUCUUGGACUCGGAAGCCAGUGUAUCCUCUCAGUCACUGGCGGAUGAUAAAGACCUCAAUGAAAGUCUCAACCAGACCAUGUCACCUCCGAGAAAUACAGGUGUUGACUUGCCAAGAAGAGUGAGUCACCUGCUUGAGGAGAAGGCUGGAGGUGUGUCUGCUGCAGUAUCUGAUGAAUCUGUCGCGGGAGACAGCGGUGUAUACGAAGCUUCUGUAAAACAACCAAAUGAUGGUGAAGAAGUUGCAUAUAGUGAAGAUGAUGCCACAGCCCUAGAGACAGCUCAAGUGCAAAUAGGACUCAGAUAUGAUACAACCAGCUCGAGUUUUGUGAUAAUUGUGGUUCGAUUACAAAAUCUUCACGCCCUUUCUGUGUCACCUGGCUCCAAAGUGUAUUUUAGAGUUGCAGUUCUUCCAUCUUCAGCUGACAUCAGCUGUCUGUUCCGUACGAAGGUCUAUUCUGCUGCUGAAACUAUUUUAUUUAGUGAGAUGUUCAGGGUAGCUAUUUCCCAAGCAUCAUUGCAACAAAAAACUUUGAGAGUGGAUGUCUGCUCCGUCAGUAAAACUCGUCGGGAAGAAUGCCUAGCUGGAACUCAGAUAAGCCUGGCAGACUUGUCACUUUCAAAUGAGACUUCUACUUUGUGGUAUAAUUUGCUUGCUUAUAAGCAAAUUCCUGGCAAAAAGAAGCCAAAGGAAGAUCCUGUGUCUGUACCAAACAGUGAAUCAUCUGACUCCUUGGACUUGGAUGCUGUGUCAGCACUACUAGAAAGGACAUCAGCUGAGCUGCAAGCUGUAGAACAAGAAUUGGCAAAGGAGGAAGAGGAGGAGGAGGAGGAGGAAGAGGAAGAAGAAGAGGAGGAAGAAAAGGAUGCACAAGACCUACACAAUGUUGAGGAAGACUGGCUAGGAAUACAGGCAGUGGCAUCCAGUGCCAUUGUGACAGAGGAGAAGGGCGCUGUUAAAAAUUCAGAGGAAAGUGGAGAUGCCGAUUCCUCUUCUGAAUUGGUGGAGACAGAAGAAAUCAAGGACGAGGAGGACAGCAAUUGUACAUAUAUGGAUCCCGAUGAAGAAGUUGCAGUAUUGCCCACACUGGUUGAUAAGGAGACAAACACAGAUGAGAGGACCGAGAACGUGGCUGUGCGGCCCAAGGACAGAACCAGCCUAAAGUCUCAACAGCAUCCCUUUGUCAGGAACAGCAUGAUCGUGCGCUCACAAACCUUCUCUCCAGGAGAGCGGAACCAGUACAUCUGCAGGUUGAAUCGAAGUGAUAGUGACAGCUCAACAUUGGCCAAAAAGUCUCUCUUUGUGAGAAAUGCCACAGAGCGGCGGAGCUUGAGAGUUAAAAGGCCUGCUUGCCAGCCCAGCAUGCGACGAGCAACUCGGGAGCACCUUGUCCGCACCUCUCUUGACUUGGAGCUGGAUCUCCAGGCUUCUCGGACGCGACAGAGUCGCCUGGAUGAUGAGCUACAGAUGCUUCGCGAUCUUAAGCAGAGGCUCGAGGAGAUGAAAGCCAGAGGGAAGACCGAGCUUCCUCCCUGCGUGUUGGAGGACGAAAGAUUCCAAAAGCUCUUGAAACAAGCUGAAAAACAGGCUGAACAAUCAAAGGAGGAAAAGAAAAGGGGUUUAAGUGCGGAAAAAUUGAUGAGGAAAGCGUCGAAGGAUGUGUGUCGGUUGCGAGAGCAGAGCCAGAAAGUGCCGCUGCAGGUGCAGUCAUUCAGGGAGAAGAUUGCAUACUUCACAAGAGCAAAGAUCAGUAUACCAUCUCUGCCAGCGGAUGAUGUCUAAUUUUGUUUUCUACCACAAGAUGUUUUCUACUUAUUCAUCUGUUCUUUUUUAAAAGAUUACCAUUUUUAUAGUGUAGUUCUAGUUUUAAAAAAAUGUUCCACUUUACAUCGAUUCAUAGGUAUUUUCUGUAAAACUAAACUCCACAAUACAGUGUGCUCAUAUGCACAUUGCACACACACAUGCCUUAAAGACAGGAAAAACCCCUUCUCUCUUCUACCUACUUUAAUCUUUCAUUACCAGAAAACCAAAGUAGUAUAUUUCUGGUAUUCCGAUGCUAAUUUUGUACAGUUUGUAUGUACUACAGAUAUGCUACUAUUUUGUAAAGAUGUAUCUAAGGAACAAAGGCAGUACCUUGUGUGUGUAUAUCCUGUCGAACUGCACUGUGUCGAGAAAUAUUAUGUUCAGCAGGAAGUUCCGUUUCACCUUUUUUUUCACAAGAGCAGACUGUGAAAAUGGCUGUUAGGCCAUGCAAUAUUUUUGUACAAAGUGUGUUGGGUUUUUUUUAAAAGCUAGCUAGCAAUAAACUCAAGUCUUCUUCCAAAACAGCAAGGCUGCCUCAUGCAAACAGGUGCUGUUUAAAUUUCUGUCUCCUAUGUUGGAACUUUGUAGUUGGAACCCAUUUUCAUUUUCUUUCUUUCUUGUUACGAGAGGCAUGGGAUACUAGCUGAAGGAGUAUAACUUUGUGAAUGUAUUGGAUUUAGGCCUCUAUUGAGGUUAAUCAAGUCUCUUUGCAUUUAAACUCUGAAAGAGAAGUAAUGUGGGGCAAGUCUAACCCUGAAAUGUGUGUAAACUAAAACUACCCAAAGGCAGCUGUUUUCUGAAAUUACGCUCAGGUUCACACCCAAAGUACUCAAACCUGAGUCAUCAAAUACUGAAAUGCAAAGCUAGCGUAUUAAUAUAGCAUUGUAUAUUGAGUACCCCAGCUAGAAGCCUGUAGGAGAGUCAGUUUUGUAGAGUCCAAACAGACUCAUGCAGUUUUCAGAGGAAUAGUACUUAGACUGAUGAAUUUCCUAAAAACCAAAUAUCUAUUAUUGUUAAUAUAGAAAUUCCUUCCGAGAAAAUCCCAAGAUUUGGAGCACUUAAAAUGACGUAUGAAUAGGAUAAAGAUUUAAAAGUAGAAUAAAGAAUAAAGUAAAUGAUGUAGGUCUGUUCUUAAAUUAAUUGUGGCACAGUAUCUAUGGGGUUAGAGCAGAUAUGGCCAAACCCAGGCCCAGGGGGCAGAUGCAGCCCUUUAGGCUCUUUUCUCAGGCCCUUCUCUCUCUCUCACCAUCCUUUCCUUCCUUCUCUCUUUCCUUCCUCCUUCCCUCUCUCCCUCUUUCUCCUUUCUUCCUUCUUUCCUUUUUGUCUUUCCUUCCUUCUCUUUCACCCUUUCAUCCAUCCUUCCUUCUCUUUCCUUCCUCCUUCCCUUCCUUUCUUCCAUCCUUCUCUUCCUCCUUUUCAUCCUUCCUUCACUUUUUCUUCCUCUUUCCCUUCCCUCCUUCUUUUUGGUUUUUUCUUCCUUUCUUCCUUCUUUUUCCUUCCCCCUUACAUUCCUCCCUUACCACCCUCUUUUUUCUUCUAUACUUCAAUUCCACCAUCCCUUCCUUCCUUCCUCCUUCCCUUUCUCUCCUUCCAUCCUUCCUUUCCUUCCUUCCUUUUUGUCUUUUCUUCCUUCUCUCUUUCCUUCCCCCUUACCUCCUUCUUUCUCCUUCCAUCCUUCCAUUCCACCCUUCCUUCCUGCCUUCUUUCUUUCCUUCCCCCUUACCUCCCUCCCUUAUUUCCCUCUUUCUCCUUCCAUCCUUCCAUUCCUUCCUUCCUUUCUUCCUUCUCUCUUUCCUUCCCCGUUACCUCCCUCUUUCUUCUUCCAUCCUUCCAUUCCACCCUUCCUUCAUUUUUGUCCUUUCUUCCUUCUCUCUUUCCUUCCCCUUACCUCCCUCCCUUACCUCCCUCUUUCUCCUUCCAUCCUUCCAUUCCAAUCUUCCUUCCUUCCCUCUUUCCUCCCUCCCUCCCUAUCUCUCCUUCCAUCCUUCCCUUCCUCCCUUUUAUCCUUCCUUCCUUCUCUCUUUCCUUCCUCCUUCCCUCCCUCUCUUCCUUCCUUUUUGUCGUUCUUCUCUCUUUCCUUCCCCCUUACCUCCCUCUUUCUACUUCCAUCCUUCCAUUCCACCCUUCCUUCCCUCUUUCCUCCCUCCUUCCCUCUCUCUCUUUCCAUCCGUCCCUUCCUCCCUUUUCUCCUUCUUUCCUUCUCUCUUUCCUUCCUCCUCCCUUCCUUCUUUUCACCACAGGGCAGCCAGCCCUCUUAGCAGGGAGUUCUAUCAUGUGGCCCCCAAGUUAGAAAGUUUGCCCAUGUCUGGGUUAGAACCUAAGUUUCUUUAAACAGAAUUUGUAUUGAUGAGAAGUAAAAGACGAUAUGAAUGUGUUUGUCAGAAUUUGAAUUGGAAACAAAAUGUUCUGUACCCUUAGCAUGUAAUAGAGGUUGGUCUGAGUGUUAUCUGGCAGUAAGUAGCUGAUUAGGUCUGAUGUCAUCAUAAUGAGACUUACGGGACAAAGCAGUCAUCACUUUGUCAUUAGAUUAACUGCCGUUGCGAUGUUUCAAGAGAAACUUGGCAACCCAGAUGUAGGCACUUGAUUUCUAAGAGAACCUCGGAGAUCUAGAAGUGUACUAAAUUAAGGCUGCAUUCAAUAUGGUAUACAUUUAUAGGAGCACUCAGCAAUCUGUCCACAUAUUGUGUAUAUAUCCUGGAAUUUCAGGAGUUGGUGGAGCAAUUUUGGAGCCUUUUGAUGAGCACAAAGAAGUUAUCCUGUCUUCUUUCAUAUGCAAUACAUAUUUACAAAUACAUAUGGUAAACAAAGAAAACAAAGAUUGGAGCUCCUUGAACACUGUCCACUAUGCAAUGUAUCAAAUGUUGGCAUAUUGUAUUUUAUUUUCCUGAGAAUGUUAAUAGACUUCUUGAAAGAUUAGAUGAAUAUAACAAGAAUAUGUUGAUUGCCAUCUUUAGAAUUGUGCCUUAAAUGUGUUUUUCUAAAUCUCUCCCAAGUGUUCUCUUACGAUGCACAAGUCUGUAUUACUGUUCAGGUCCUUUAAACAUUAUAACCAAUCUUGAGAUAGUUAACUAACUGUGCCUGAUAUAUGUCAUGGAUUCCCCCUUAUUGUUCUGCCCAUGUUUUAGAAGUGAUUCAAACACAUGCAUACUUCCAUUUCGCUGAGGUCAAUCUCUAAAAGCUAAGGUUUCAAGAUUAUUUAAUAUAGAGACGAAGGUUGACCGCUUCAACUUCUCAGUUUGACAAUAUUAAUAUGUUUGUAGAAUGAUGUAUAGAGUUGUACCUUGUGAUUUAUUUAUUUUCAGUCUUAUUUAUGUACUUCUUAAUAUAGUUCAGUUCUGUGCAUUUAAUGAUUGCGGGUUAAAAAAAGCUACUGUGAGGAAAUGUAUGCAGCUCUCUAGUUUCGUGGGAAGCUAAGGUGUUUACAAAUAGACACACAAGUCAAUGAAAUUCAGAGGAGACUAGAAAGGAUUCGUUGGUUGCUUAUUUAUAAAAUAAGAGAACUCUUCCAUGCAUUAAUACAUUCUCUCACAGAGACCACAGUAAUAUCAAUUCAUUUUUAGGAGUACAAUUGGUUUGGCUCUUCUCAUCCAGUUUAUUUGUGUUUAUUAAACAACAGUGAUGAAACAUCCUUGGAAAACGCAAAUAUGGGCAAAAGACAGUCAAGUUUCAUGCAUAGAGAUAACAACUAUUAUCAUUGGUUUUAGCCUUCACAAGAUUGAACAAAAAGUACAAAUGUAAUAAUCCUCCUAUUUUGUCUAUCAGUAAGUUAGUACAGUUCCGUAUAUCAGAUCCUAAGUAUUACAGGUACAAGACAAUAUUAUUACUUAGCCAAAUGAACAAAGUAUAGUAAACUGUUUAUAGGCUGAAAAUCAAAUCAAGGCUUUUUACCUAAUUUUUACAUUUUAAGUAUAAAAUGCUCAGGACUGAACUAAAUAUUUAAUCAGGUUAUAUUACAAAUGUCUUUCUAUCCUAAUACUGUCUGUUAAUGUACACAUGUACAUCACCUAGAUUAACUUUCAUCUCUGCACUUUUCAUUUGUUUCAGUGAUUUGGAAAAAAAUACAGUUUUUUAACAAA